This is a messenger RNA of Raphanus sativus (radish), 3723 nucleotides long. Its product is annotated as pentatricopeptide repeat-containing protein MRL1, chloroplastic-like. Lineage: Eukaryota; Viridiplantae; Streptophyta; Magnoliopsida; Brassicales; Brassicaceae. Gene Ontology annotation, molecular function: protein binding. The record is from RefSeq and is a predicted model, not a curated record. Bases 53 to 3397 code for a protein of 1114 amino acids. The transcript has 19 exons.
UGUUUUCCUUUAUCCUCUCAUCAUCUUCCCUUCUCUCUCACCUUCUCCUCCAAUGGAGGUCAUCUCCACCACUUCUUCGUCGAAAUAUCUCACCUUAACUUCCUACUCUCCGGUGAUUCUUCCCGCCUCCAGUCUCCGCUCCAUCCGCACCGACUUCCUCGGCUGCUGCCACACUCUCCGUCCUCAUCAUCAUCAUCAUCUUCGAACUCGCGCCGGAAAACGGAAACAUGGUCGUUCUUCUUCAACUCGAUCGCCUCCUCCUCGUUUAGUCGUUAGAGCUUCUAUUGACUCUGGUCUGAUCCUCGUUGUUGUGGCUGUUACUGCUUUUUCCGCCAUUGCUUUCGCUUAUUGCCAGAGCUCUUUCAGAAAACGCAAACUUUCCGACAAGGCCAGUCAAAUUCCCGACAAGGCUAGUCAACUUUCCGACAAGGUUGCAGCAUCUCCUGAGACGCUUCAUGGAGGAAACAUCAGUAGUGCUACGACGAUUCAGCGGGAAAUCCAACAUUUUGAUGAUGUUCAUGAAGGAGCUCCUGUGGAAGUAAAUGGUGGUUUUAUGAAGAAGGUGGAAGAAAGUGCGACCAAAUCUGAGGAAGAGGAGGCUCAUCAAGUCCAUGAAGCUGCUGUUUUGGCGGAGUAUGAUUCAUUUGUGGCCAAUGAAGCGGACAUUGCAACUGAGGUUGCUGUUGCCAGUGUCAGGACUAUUGCUAGUGAACAUAGUUUUACAGAUGAGCCCCUGUCAUCUUCUAUGAGUAAUGGGACUGUUGAUGCUGUGACAUUGGGAGCACAAGCACCUGAGAAGCAAGUUGAAAACAGCGAAGAGCAAAGGGUUACGGAUAAUGGGUUUUCACAGGCAGUGGUGGGAGUUCAUUCGGUUGCUUCUUCUCCACAUGUGGUAGUUGAUGAUGACACACGUGUUCUCAAGAACAAGAUUAAUGGUUUGACCCAGAAGCCUGUUGAAGAAUACAGCGUUUUCGCGGAGAGUAAGAGAGAAGAGAUUCACACCUUCUACGGGUCUAAUCAUUCAUCACCCACUUCUUCAAGGUUGACAAGUGUGAAAGCAGUCUCUCCUUCUGCAACUGAUAGUUUAUUGUUGGACCACAAGAACAAUGGAAUCGUUGAUACCCAGUUCUCAGGACCAAGUUCUGGUCAGGCUACUGGUUAUGUUGAGAAAGAGAAUCUUGUGGGACACGGUAACGGUGGUGUGUCCCUCAAAAGGAAAGACGUAAGAAGAGACUGGGAAGUUCCAGAUGAUGGGAAGCAUGUGGUUCAUCAAACUGAUGAAAGCAUGCCUGAGCUCCCUUCUCAGAUACUCAAUAGCAAUGGGCGUUCUCCAAAAACUAAUGAUGCUUACUACCAGUUACUUAGAGAUGGGAGGCUAAUCGAGUGUAUAAACCUACUUGAAGAUUUGGAUCAAAGGGAUUUAUUGGACAUGGACAAGAUUUAUCACGCAAGCUUCUUUAAGCUCUGCAAGAAGAAAAGGGCUGUUAAGGAAGCAUUUCGCUUUACCAAGUUGAUACCAAAUCCAACAUUAAGCACAUUCAAUAUGUUAAUGUCUGUAUGUGCAAGCUCCCAGGACAUAGAAGGAGCUCGUGGAGUUUUGCAUCUGGUGCAAGAGAAUGGGAUGAUGGCUGAUUGCAAACUUUACACGACUUUAAUAUCAAGUUGUGCUAAAAGUGGGAAAGUUGAUGCAAUGUUUGAGGUGUUCCACCAGAUGGCAAAUUCUGGAGUAGAACCCAAUCUUCACACGUUUGGUGCGCUUAUUGAUGGCUGUGCUAGAGCUGGACAAGUAGCCAAGGCAUUUGGUGCUUAUGGAAUUUUAAGGUCUAAGAAUGUUAAGCCAGACCGGGUUGUAUUCAAUGCCCUCAUCUCUGCAUGUGGUCAGUCAGGAGCUGUUGACCGUGCUUUUGAUGUGUUAGCUGAAAUGAAGGCUGAGAUGCACCCUAUAGACCCUGAUCAUAUCACGGUUGGUGCAUUGAUGAAAGCAUGUUUCAAUGCUGGUCAGGUCGAAAAAGCUAAAGAAGUAUACAAGAUGAUCCAUCAAUAUGGAAUAAAGGGUACUCCAGAAGUCUAUACCAUUGCUGUGAAUAGCUGCAGCAAGUCUGGGGACUGGGAUUUUGCAUGUAGCAUAUACAAUGACAUGAAAGAGAAAGGUGUUAUCCCCGACGAGGUGUUUUUUAGUGCAUUGAUCGAUGUUGCAGGACAUUCAAAAAUGUUAGACGAAGCUUUUGGUAUUCUUCAGGAUGCGAAAUCUCAAGGCAUACGUCUGGGAACCAUAACAUAUAGCUCACUGAUGGGAGCUUGUUGUAAUGCUAAAAAUUGGAGGAAAGCACUGGAGCUCUAUGAAAAGAUCAAGUCAAUCAAACUUAGACCAACUGUUUCAACAAUGAAUGCCCUUAUAACUGCCUUGUGUGAAGGUGGUCAACUUCCCAAGGCUAUGGAAUAUCUUGAUGAGAUAAAUACUUUGGGGUUAACACCAAACACUAUCACUUACUCUAUGCUCAUGCUGGCAAGUGAAAGAAAGGAUGACUUUGAGGUAAGUUUCAAGCUUCUCUCUCGAGCAAAAGAAGAUGGAAUAUCACCAAACUUCAUCAUGUGCAGAUGCAUAACAAGCCUUUGCAAGCGAAGGUUCGAGAAGGCUUGUGCUGCUGGUGAACCUGUUGUGUCUUUCAAAUCAGGACGACCUCAGAUUGAAAAUAAAUGGACAUCAAUGGCCUUAAUGGUUUACCGUGAGACAAUAUCAGGUGGUACGGUUCCUACUACAGAAGUAGUUUCGCAAGUCUUGGGAUGCUUGCAACUUCCACUCGAUGCUGCUUUGAGGGAUAGACUGGUUUCGAAUUUAGGCAACAUUUCUUCACAAAAGCAGCAUAACAUAUUCCCACUAGUAGAUGGAUUUGGAGAGUAUGAUCCUCGAGCAUUUUCACUGCUUGAGGAGGCUACUUCUCUUGGAGUUCUUCCUUCUGUGUCCUUCAAUAAAGUUCCAUUGUUUUUUGACACGACAGAAUUGCCCCAAAACGUGGCUGAGGUUUACCUCUUAACCAUCUUUAAAGGUCUUAAGCAUCGCCUUGCAGCUGGUGCGAAGAUACCUCAUAUUAAUUUGAUAAUUUCCAUGGAAGAGAAGGAGAUAACGACUCCUGAUCAAGGAGAGAAGACAAUUGACCUUGCAGGAAGAGUUGGACAAGAGAUUUCUGCGCUGUUGAGAAGGUUGGGGAUACCUUAUCAUAGAAAGGAUGAUAGAUUAAGAAUCAAUGGUGUUGCUUUAAAGAACUGGUUUCAACCAAAGCUUGAUUCACCCUUCUCUACAAAGCCAGGGGACUUAAGAUCAUCACAAGUUCCAUUGGGAAACCAAAUCACUCGCCAGCAACGCAGCAUUCGACUAGGGAACCUCUCACUUGAGUGAGAACUGAGAAGAGGCUUCUCUCAUUUUGAUCCUUACCUCCGAGAGUUUUUUUUUUUACACGCAACGAGAUACUCAGUACAACAUACAUCACAUUCCUCCAGAAUCACAGCAGAAAGGUGGAACAUUCAUACUUUGCUUCAUUACUCUUCUGCAUGAGGAUGCUGCAUAUCGACAGGAAGUUAAUUGCAUGGUAAAGCAGUUGGUAUGUAUAUCUGUAAGUUUGUAUUUAUUCAUAUAUAAAUGGUAAAUGAUUCUUUUCAGGACUUGGGAAACUUGUCUAUUUCACUUUUUAGAGAUAACCAAAUAUGAGAUUGAUAUAUUUUCCA